Messenger RNA from Artibeus jamaicensis (Jamaican fruit-eating bat), 1563 nucleotides. RefSeq names its product trichohyalin like 1 (gene TCHHL1). NCBI's taxonomy places the organism in Eukaryota, Metazoa, Chordata, Mammalia, Chiroptera, Phyllostomidae. Gene Ontology annotation, molecular function: transition metal ion binding. The record is from RefSeq and is a predicted model, not a curated record.
AUGCCUCGACUCCUGAGAGAUGUCCUCUGUGUAAUUGAGACAUUCCACAAGUAUGCCAGGGAGGAUGGUGAUGAGGUGACCCUGACCUGCAGAGAGCUUAAACAGCUCAUCCAGAGAGAGUUUGGGGAUAUUCUUCAGCCACGUGUCGUUAACGCUGUGGAGAGAAACUUGAAUCUUCUGGCUCUAGACAAUGAUGGCACCAUCAGUUUUAAUGAAUUCGUCCUUACAAUCUUCAACUUGUUGAACCUCCAUUAUCUUGACAUACAUUCAUUACUAAAUCCAGAGCCAAGACAAGUGCCUAACCCAGAAGAGAAGCCAGAUGACAUGGAGGCCCAGGAAGAAAGCGAGAGAAAGACUCAGCCACCAGCCCUGAAAGGUGAAGCACAGAAUGGAAAGUAUCAGGAACUCCAGGAAUCAUCAAAAGAAAGGGAUGCUGAAGAAGGUUCUAAUUCAGAAGAGUUACAAUCAGAAGAUCAGAAGCAUCCUGAAAUUAAAGGGGCAGUCACCCCAGGAAAUGAGGCAAGAUAUGCAAAUGAAGGGACAGCAGAAACACUUGAGAGCAAGAAAAAGGCCCCUGCAGCAGAAAGGGCACCAGGAGUAAGAGAAAGAGUACGGGAGUUGUCAUCACUUGAGAACCAGUCUGGAGGGGAAAAUACGAGGGUCACCAAGACACAUGACAAGCCAGUCAAGGAGAAUGAUGGUAACCAGGGCAAGGAUCCUGAGCCAACAGCCACAGAGAAUGAUAAAAAGUCUUCUGAAACCCCCAACAGCCUGACUCCAGAUGAUGGUGACAGCAGCUCAGGGACAAGUGAUCUGCUUCUGCAAGAGGAUUCCCAGAGUCAAGUAGACUCACUCAGAGAGUCUGCACAAGGAAGUCACCAUAAUAACCCAAACACUCAUAAACAGGUAGCACUGGGUAAGAAAAACGGAACUCAGGAGGCAGAUGGAGGGGAGGAUGAGCAUCUCACCGAGGAACAGGAACAGCCUGAAGGAGAAGAGCACAGGAUUCAGGGCUCAGCAACAAAAGGCCCAGGCCCAGCUGUGGAGCCCAGUGGAUACCCAGAAGCACAGACACACCUUGAAACAGAGAAAUUUGUCACAUGGGAGGAAGAAGAUAAAAGCCCUCAAAAGCUGGCAGGAGAAGUUGAUGGCCAACAAAAUCUAGCCAAGAAGGAACAUGAUUCUUCAAUCUUCCAGUCGGGCCUUGAAGAGAGGACUCAGAGGAGCUAAGAACCCUGUUCUUCAGAGAGAGGUACAGUGUAGUCCAAUCCACUUUACAAGUCAGAAGAGAAGAUACUGCAGCAAACACACACAACCAAAAAGGAGAAUCAAAAUCAAGUUCAGACAUCCAGGGUAUUAGGUCCAGAGCUCUGCAAUGACCAUUUCAGCAAUGAGAUCUCAGAUUGUUUUGUCUUUUUCAGUGAUAGAUAAGCUUUACAACAGUACACCAAGGAACUUCUGCCUAGUAAGGAUUCUGCUGAUGCACAGCAAACAUCAGCUCCCGAGGCUUUGGAAGAUAAGCAAGGCCACCCACAAAGAAAGGGGAGCACCACAAAGCAAUGA